AGGGCGUUGGGAUUGGUUCUCUGCUGCCCGGAGUCGCUCGGAGCCAAAAUGGCGAUGGCGGGAUCCGCGGGCGUCGUGGUGAGGGGGCUGCUCCAGAAGAAUCUGUCAGUCCGCACGGCUUCCUGCUGCAGCUUCAGGACCUGUUCAGCCCAGCAACAGGAGAAACGUAACGCUGUGGACACGUAUGAGACCUUGAAGCUGGAGCGGGUGCGAGAGAAAGUCUUGCAUGUGGAGCUGAACCGGCCAGAGAAAAGGAAUGCCAUGAGUGCUGCUUUUUGGAGGGAGAUGGUGGAGUGCUUCAACAAGAUCUCUCAGGACCCAGAAUGUCAUGCCGUGGUGAUAUCCGGUGCUGGGAAAUUAUUUACCUCAGGUAUAGACCUGAUGGAAAUGGGGAGCACUUUCGUGAUGAUGGAAGGAGGAGAAACUGCACGGAAGGCUUGGAACCUUCGCAAGAAGAUCCGGGAGUAUCAAGAGACCUUCACGGUGCUGGAGAAAUGCACGAAGCCCAUCAUCGCCGCCAUCCAUGGGGCUUGCCUUGGAGGAGGUGUGAAUCUUAUAACUGCCUGUGACAUCCGUUACUGUACUCAAGAUGCUUGGUUCCAGGUUAAGGAAGUGGACAUUGGGUUGGCACCCGACGUCGGCGUUUUACAGCGGCUGCCACGCGUCAUCGGAAAUCGGAGCCUGGUGAGCGAGCUGGUCUUCAGCGCCCGGAAAAUGAUGGCCCCAGAGGCUGAGAGCUGUGGCCUUGUCAGCCGUGUGUUCCAAGACAAAGAGGCCAUGAUGCAGAGCGCUUUUGACUUGGCCACCGAGAUUGCUAGCAAGAGCCCGUUGGCCGUGCAGGGCACCAAAGUCAACCUCAUUUAUUCUAGGGACCAUUCUGUGCCCGAGGGUCUGAACUAUAUGGCUACCUGGAAUAUGAGCAUGCUGCAGACGGAAGACAUCAUCAAAUCGGCGCAAGCCGCCAUGGAGAAAAAGACUCCCAAGGAGGUUGUGUACGCCAAGCUGUAGCUGCGCCAUCAGCUGCUGCGGGAGGCAGAUGAUGCCUGCCCACAGAGAGUUGUCCGGACGGCCCCGUGUGGCGCGGAGGGGGGGCUGAAGCUGGACCCCAGGCCUCAGCAAGAAAACGGGAGAUGCGUGCCUUCCAUAAGCCACUGGGCAGUGCCUUCCUUUCCAGCAACCGUGGACUCCUUAUCACAGACGACCGGGAUUCCUGCUCAUUAGGCUAGCAGGUUGAUGGAGGCUCAAUUUCUUCAUAAAAAACCGAUGCUGUGUGAAAUUGUAGACGUUAAUGAUAGCGAGAAACAAACGGUAAAGGGUGCUCAGCAUGCCGGGAGACGAACAAAUUAUUUUGGAAGAUUAAAGGCUGAUUUAAUUACACUGUCA
Pogona vitticeps (central bearded dragon) is the source of this 1383-nucleotide messenger RNA. NCBI's taxonomy places the organism in Eukaryota, Metazoa, Chordata, Lepidosauria, Squamata, Agamidae. The record is from RefSeq and is a predicted model, not a curated record.